Gongylonema pulchrum is the source of this 1365-nucleotide messenger RNA. The record is from the annotation of a GenBank genome assembly. NCBI's taxonomy places the organism in Eukaryota, Metazoa, Nematoda, Chromadorea, Rhabditida, Gongylonematidae.
AAAAUCAAUCCUGAAAAUAUGCGAACAUGCCAGCGUGAUCCACGUGAAAUUAUUGAAGUACUGUGCGCCAGCAACUCAUCUCAGUUCCUGUGUGCGAAUGGCCGUUGUAUUCCAAACGAAUGGAAAUGUGACGGCGAAAAUGACUGCUUGGAUGGCAGUGAUGAGAAAGGGCCUGAUGGUAAACCAUGUUUCGUUGAAAAGGAGUGCCCUCCCAAUACAAUUCGCUGCAACAAUACGAAAAAAUGCAUACCACAGCAGUACGCGUGCGACGGUGAUAACGACUGUGGUGAUUAUUCUGAUGAAGAUGUUAAGUACUGCAAAAAUGGUGAAAUUCCGGUUUGUGCUGCGCGGAAGUUCCAAUGUGAUAAUCACCGAUGUAUCCCGGAACAGUGGAAAUGCGAUUCGGACAAUGAUUGUGGCGAUGGAUCGGAUGAGAAGCUUGAAAUGUGUGCCAAUACGACCUGUUCUUCGAAUCAAUUCACGUGUGGCAAUGGUCGGUGCAUUCCGGUUUACUGGCUUUGCGAUGGUGACAAUGAUUGUUACGACAGCACGGACGAAGAUAGGGAACGAUGCCCGCCGGCGGUCUGCCGUCCGGACCAGUUUCGCUGCGCCAAUAAGCGUCAGUGUAUUUCGCUUAAAAACCACUGUGAUGGGCAACAGGAUUGUGAUGAUGGAUCGGACGAGGAAAGCUGUCUCAUUCAGGAAGAUAAAUGCGCUCACAAUGAGUUUACAUGUGUAUCCGACGGGCUUUGCAUACCGAUGGCAUGGAAAUGCGACGGACAAAAGGACUGUGAAGACGGAAGUGACGAACCGGAGGGCCUGUGCGCAACCAACCAGUGUGCCUCAGAUCAUUUCCGAUGUGACAAUGGCCGCUGCAUUUUUAAUACAUGGUUUUGCGACGGGGAAAAUGACUGCGGUGAUAACAGUGAUGAGAGUCCAGAACAUGGAUGCCAGCGCCAUCGACAGCUAGCCGUUCGCUGCCCGUUCGAGCAUACACCGUGUCCUGGAACUCCGGAUGUCUGUAUACCACUUCAUAAUUUAUGUGAUGGCAAAGACCACUGUCCGGGUGGUACUGAUGAAGGAGGCCGAUGUGCGCGAGACUUAUGCGCUGCCGAUCGUGCGGGUUGUUCAUUUAAAUGCCAUAUGAGUCCUGAUGGGCCGUUGUGCUCAUGUCCUUUCGGAGAAAUGGUAAGUUUUCCUAUUCUAUCGGCUUUCUUUGGCGUGCUCACUAUGGCCAUCUCAGACCUCGAAAUUUCAUGCCAAGAGGGCAGAUGCAUUUUCAACGUAUACAGUAAGACCUUAGACUACCCAUUCACCGUAAAUCGCGGAGCGUGUCCAGAUAGCGGUAUGGGCCAGACGGUAUAA